ACCUUAAACACUGUGAAAGUAUAGACGCAAUUUAAAUUUUAAUAAGCUCGCAUACAAGUCCGGUGCUACAAAAUUUACAAAAAAACGUCUAUUGCGUAUAGCAAAAUAAUAAAUGUAUCACAUAUGCAGUUCGAGAAUCGAUCCAGUUUAAUCCGAAAUAGUCGCAGUAUAUCUGAGUAAACUAAGCUCAUAUUUUUAUCAGAUGUGAUAACCUUUCUUGACUUUAGAAAUUUAAAAAUAGGUUCCUCUCAGAAACAAAAUACAAAAUCAGCUGAAUUAUGGCUAACACCUUAAAAUUUUAUUCAAAAAUCCCUCAAAGCGUCAGGAACAUAUCUACGUCAGGACCUAAAAGUGAUGCUUGGCUUUCAAAAAUAUUCGUUAGAAAGAUCGAGCCGACAAAAGAAAGUCACAGUCGAAUGCUUAGUGAUAAGGAAGUUAUAUAUGCCUUGCAAACUCACAAUUACCGAGCAGAUUCUAAAAAACCAUAUUUAAACAACGUAAAUAACAUUGUCCAAUGGGUAGCCUCACAAGACAAAUUAAAAGAUUCCGCAAAAUUGGUCGGAAGUUGGGUUGUCAAUGUUGGAGACCAGGACCAAGCUUUGCAUUUGUGGAAAUUUACCGGAGGAUUUAAUCAAAUCGAUAUUUUUAAUGAACUCACUGAUGUUAAUGAGGAUUACGAGAAACUGAGAGUCGAACAAGGAAAACUGGUCCGAGCAAGACACUUGCAGUACCUACUCGCAUUUAGUUAUUGGCCGCAAAUCUUACUCAGAGAAACUAAAAACAUUUACGAAAUUCGAAGCUAUGCGUUGAAGCCAGGUACCAUGAUCGAAUGGGGUAACAACUGGGCUCGAGCGAUAAACUUUCGCCAAAACAACGAUGAAGCUUUUGCUGGGUUCUUUUCUCAAAUUGGCAGACUGUACAAUGUUCAUCAUAUUUGGUGUUACGAGGACUUGAAUAAGAGAAAAGAGACGAGAGAAAGCGCAUGGAGAUCUCCUGGAUGGGAUGAAUGCGUCGCUUACACUGUGCCCUUGAUUAGAGAAAUGCAUUGCAGAGUUAUGGUCCCAACAGAGUUUUCUCCCACAAAGUAAACUUUUUGAAGCCUGGAGUUUACCAGUGCUAUGAAAUUGUUGAAAAAAAGAUAUAACACGGAUUUACCUUUAUUUCAACAGCAAUUCUCACUAGUAGAAUCAAGCAAUGUUCUAUUUUAUUAGCAUUGCAGUAUACAUAUGGUUCGCCUGUAAAAAAAUAUUUUCAAGCUUUAUUAAUAACUUGCUAAUGUUUUAACUAUCAUUAAAUGUAUAUAAGUAAAUA
Messenger RNA from Dendroctonus ponderosae (mountain pine beetle), 1311 nucleotides. Its product is annotated as protein NipSnap. The transcript has 6 exons. Gene Ontology annotation, cellular component: mitochondrion. Bases 279 to 1088 code for a protein of 269 amino acids. NCBI's taxonomy places the organism in Eukaryota, Metazoa, Arthropoda, Insecta, Coleoptera, Curculionidae. The record is from RefSeq and is a predicted model, not a curated record.